This is a messenger RNA of Trypanosoma cruzi, 501 nucleotides long. RefSeq lists its product as uncharacterized. NCBI's taxonomy places the organism in Eukaryota, Euglenozoa, Kinetoplastea, Trypanosomatida, Trypanosomatidae. The record is from RefSeq and is a predicted model, not a curated record. The transcript has a single exon. The coding region runs from base 1 to 501 and encodes 166 amino acids.
AUGCUUCGGCUGAGUGUGGGAUUUCUCAUGCGACAUAUAGGUCAGGAUGUGCCAAAACGACACACUCACUUUGUUUUGGAAUCUAGGCUAAUGUAUGAAAAGUCUUUUCGCGACAGUUGGCUGCACAGUGUUUGUCGUGCCGUUUCGCAAAUUGAUGAGCCAUUAUCGAAGACGAUAUCAGGGACGCGACAGAAGAUGCUACAACGUAAGGUUACAUGCUUUCAAUAUAAUCAAUAUGGACUAUUUAAGGUACCGUAUUAUCGCUUAGCCAACGUCGACCGUUACCACGCGGUCCAGGGUGUUCCAGGAACGCGGGAAUGGGUUCCAUACGCCAACGUUUCUUACUGGACGAUGAACAAGAUGGUGCGUAGUGGGAACUUAUUGGUGCAUCGGGUUCACUACACUGGUUGGGGAACGGACCCUCAUCUUAAGAAGGGUGGGUGGGAGCAUCGGUGGAAUAAGGUGAUGCAGCGCAAUGCUUUGCAGUACUCUCGAAUCUAG